AUGGAAUCUUCCACUCGGUUAAUGUUGAUCCUGGUGGUGUUCUUCAUCCCUGCGAGGAGUGCGCGAGCGGAGCCCGAGCCGACCCUCAUCAACUGCGGCUCUGAUUCCAGCACCAUUGUCGACGGCAGGAGAUGGGCUGGGGAUUCUUCCCCUCCCAGGAACCUCACACUCAGCUUCCUCGGGACCGUCGCCUCGGCGGCUCCGGGAGCAGGUGGAGAAGAAGGGCCGUAUGGGGAUUUGUACAAAACCGCCCGUGUCUUCAACGCUUCCUCGACCUACCACCUCGGUGUCGCCGCCGGGAGCUACUUCCUCCGGCUCCAUUUCAGUCAGCUAUUCGCCAACUUCAGCGCCCAGGAGCCGUUGUUCGAUGUCACGGCGAACGGCCUGAAGCUGCUCUCCAAGUUCAAUGUCCCCGGGGAGAUUUCCUGGAGGGAUUCUCAGAUCAACUCCACCAGCGGCGUCAUCGUGAAGGAGUACCUUCUGAAUGUUACCUCUGGUAAACUGGGGAUUGAGUUCACUCCUGAAGACGGGUCGUUCGCCUUCGUCAAUGCCAUGGAGGUUGUACCUGUGUCUGGCAGCUCCAUUUUUGAUUCAGUUAACAAGGUGGGCGGUCAUGAGUUGAAGGGCCCGUUCAGCCUCAGCGAGAGCGGGAUCGAGACAAUGUAUAGGUUGUGUGUGGGAUGCGGCGAUAUCGAGAGGAAAGAGGACCCGGGCUUGUGGAGGAAGUGGGAUUCGGAUGAGCAUUUCAUAUUCUCUCUGAAUGCUGCACACCCCAUCUUCAAUUCUUCCAACAUAAGUUAUGUGUCGGCUGAUGAUUCCACAUUAGCCCCUUUGAGGCUCUAUGAAACCGCAAGGGUGACGACGGAGAGUUCCGUCAUGGAGAAGAAAUUCAAUGUGUCAUGGAGCUUUAACAUUGACCCUGGCUUUGAUUACUUGGUCAGGCUGCAUUUCUGCGAGCUGGAGUAUGACAAGGCUGAGCAACGCAAGUUCAAGAUUUACAUAAACAACAAGACUGCUGCUGAGAGCUAUGAUGUGUUUGCCAGAGCUGGGGGGAAGAACAAGGCUUUUCAUGAGGACUUCCUUGAUGUUGGCUCGCCGCAGAUGGAGACUCUUUGGGUUCAGCUGGGGUCUGAGGCUUCAGCAGGUUCUGCGGCUACUGAUGCUCUUCUGAAUGGCAUGGAGAUCUUUAAGGUUAGCCGGGAUGGAAAUCUUGCUCAUCCAACUGUGAGGAUUGGUGGUAUCAGUGGUGGCGUAAGGAAACCAAAGCGGAGCCCCAAGUGGGUGCUAAUUGGUGCUGCUUCCGUUCUUGUGCUUUUUAUCACAAUUGUUGGUGCUGCUUAUAUCUGUUUCCAUCUGCAGCGGAAGAAAAAGAAUUCAGCUAACAAAGCCAACGAUAACUCACCUGGCUGGAAGCCACUUGCGCUCCACGCUGCUGCGGAUACCCGGUCCCCAACUCUUCGCACAGCCGGGACAUUUGGGAGCAGCCAGCUUGGCAGGCAGUUUACCAUUGUAGAAAUCAGAACAGCCACUCAGAACUUUGAUGAGUCCUUGGUGAUCGGAGUUGGAGGUUUUGGCAAGGUCUACAAGGGUAGAAUGGAGGAUGGCAAGCUGGUGGCGAUUAAGAGGGGGCAUACCGAGUCUCAUCAGGGUCAGGGUAUGAAGGAAUUCGAAACUGAGAUCGAGAUGCUCUCGAGGCUGCGGCAUCGGCACCUUGUGCCCUUAAUUGGCUAUUGUGAUGAGAGAAACGAGAUGGUCUUAGUUUACGACCACAUGUCGAAUGGCACCUUGAGGAGCCAUCUCUAUGGAAGUGACCUUCCUGCUCUUACAUGGAAGCAAAGGCUUGAAAUAUGUAUCGGCGCAGCACGAGGGCUUCACUACCUUCACACUGGACUUGACAGGGGUAUAAUUCACAGAGAUGUCAAGACUACCAACAUUUUAUUGGAUGGCAACUUGGUCGCAAAGAUGGCAGAUUUUGGCAUCUCGAAAGAUGGUCCAGCUUUAGAUCAUACUCAUGUUAGUACUGCCGUGAAAGGAAGUUUUGGUUACCUUGACCCAGAAUACUAUAGAAGACAGCAGUUAACUCCAAGCUCAGAUGUGUACUCUUUCGGUGUCGUGCUGUUUGAAGUGCUAUGUGCUCGACCAGUCAUAAAUCCGACCUUGCCAAGGGAUCAGAUAAACCUUGCUGAGUGGGCUCUGAACAGGCAAAGGAAGAAGUUACUUGGGACCAUUAUCGACCCUCGGUUAGAUGGAAAUUACACACUAGAGUCCCUGAUGAAAUUCAGCGAGAUAGCAGAAAAAUGCCUUGCAGAUGAGGGGGUUAACCGGCCUUCAAUGGGCGAAGUCCUCUGGCACCUAGAGAGUGCUUUGCAGUUGCACCAAGGUCAUGUGCAAAAUGCAAACGGUGAUGGUUCUUCAGGGCCUAAACUGAAGCCUUCUGAUGUAUCUAUCAACAUAGCAUGCAUCGAAGAAGUUGAGGAAUCUACUCGUCCAGCCCCUCAAGAUGCAAAUACGCAAGCUGUUGCUGUCAAGAUUGAGGUGCCAUGACAUGGAAGGGCUUUCAAACUAGAGGUUUGAAGCAACUGAAUAGUGUGUGUGUCCAGUUCAUGCUUAGAUGCAUGUCACCUGUAGUACCGUAACACCAUAUGUGGAGGUCCUUGUGAUAUACUGAGAUUCUUUUGGUACAGUAGAUACUUUUGGAGGGGCUUUUGCUAA
This is a messenger RNA of Lolium rigidum, 2712 nucleotides long. Its product is annotated as probable receptor-like protein kinase At1g30570. The transcript has a single exon. Gene Ontology annotation, molecular function: ATP binding; transmembrane receptor protein tyrosine kinase activity. Gene Ontology annotation, biological process: protein autophosphorylation. Gene Ontology annotation, cellular component: plasmodesma; plasma membrane. Bases 1 to 2544 code for a protein of 847 amino acids. NCBI's taxonomy places the organism in Eukaryota, Viridiplantae, Streptophyta, Magnoliopsida, Poales, Poaceae. The record is from RefSeq and is a predicted model, not a curated record.